Molecule: messenger RNA, 2264 nt
Organism: Biomphalaria glabrata
Lineage: Eukaryota; Metazoa; Mollusca; Gastropoda; Planorbidae
Product: endothelin-converting enzyme homolog
Exons: 15
Coding region: 94-2175 (693 amino acids)
Biological process (GO): protein processing
Cellular component (GO): plasma membrane
Molecular function (GO): metalloendopeptidase activity
Source: RefSeq, a predicted model, not a curated record
GUGUACAAAUCGUUGUGGCUAUCCUGCACCUACCCAAGUCUCCUCGGCGUCUCACAGCAGAAGACAAGAGUUUCUUCUGGAUCAAAGGUGGUCAUGAUCUCAUUCCGGAAGUGGGUCUUUUUCUUCCUGGUCUCAUACCACGUGACCACAGUGGCGGGAAUGGUUUUACCAGAAAAUAAGACACAGAGAGCUUGUCAGACGGAAGACUGUCGGUUAGGUCAGCACAUAGCUGGCAUGAUGAACAGAAGCGUUGACCCCUGUGAAGACAUGUACCAGUUCUCAUGCGGGGGAUGGCUUCGUGAUAAUCCAUUGCCUGAAAAGCGUAAGAGACUAAUGCCAAUGGACAAAACGAGCAGUCAAAUAGAUGAACAACUUAUUCAAUUAUUUCAGAGCAAUGACACCACAUAUAAAGGGAACGAGUCUACAGCUAUACGAAAAGUGAAAAAACUUUACAGAAUUUGUAAGGACAGGGAUUCUAUUUAUUACAAAGGAAAUGAAACUCUUCUAAAAUUAAUUGAAGAAUUGGGAUCAUGGACAGUGACUUCUACUCUCGGAGAAUGGAAUGAAACAUCAUGGUCUCUUCAGAAAGCUCUAGAGAAAAGUCACUCUCUGUGGGGGAAAAGUUUCUGGUCAAUAAGUGUUUCCAAAGAUGUCACAAACGGAACUCGUUAUAUUUUAUACUUAAGACAGAAUGGAAUUAUUAAUUCUAAUCCAAACAAUUAUAAUGAUACGGAACUGAAAGAAAAGUUUCUGAAUAAGACUGUCUCCAAUGCGGCCAUCUUAGGAGGAGAAGAAGAGAGAGCUCGAGACAAAAUGGAAGAAGUUUUUGAGCUGCACUUUAAUUUGUCGAAGAUAUUUGUUCCUACAAAUGAGCGAGAGAAUCCUUUAAAUCUUGUCAACAAAAUGACUUUGAGAGAAUUUCAGAACCUACUAGGAUCAUGGAUUGACAUUGAACAAUAUUUUUCUGCUUUCCACGAUCAAAAGUUUCUGACCAAAGACGAUGAAAUGAUUGUCAAAGAUCCAAACUAUUUCAAGAAACUGAAAGAUAUUAUGGAGAAGACAAAUAAAGAAGUGUUAGCUAAUUAUAUUGUCUACGAUUUCAUUGAAAAAGCUCUUCCUUACCUCCCUUCAAAGCCAUUUAACGGAUCAACAGAAUUUCGAUCUGAUAAAAAAUGUUUAGACCUGAUAUCGAGCAUGAUGGGAUUGGCAGUAAGUGCCCUCUACCUGGAGAACAGAGACUAUUCAGAGAUAACGCCCAAAGUUCAAAUCUUGUUUGAUAACAUAAGAGAACAGUUUGUUCAAGAGCUUGUCAAUCAAAACUCGACUGAUUCACAAACUAAGUCAAUACUUAUAGCUAAAGCCAAAUCCACAACUAUACGAAUUGGAUUCCCAGACUUUAUUACUGACUCAGCAAAACUUGAUCACGAGUUUGAGGACCUUGAGAUUGUGGAAACAAACUUUCUGGACAAUUUUGUUCGCGUAAAUAGUUUUGGAGAUGCUAAGAUUAUAAAAAAUUACAGAGGGAAUCCAGAGCCAAGUUGGUCAAAAAACCUGCAUGAGACCAACGCAUAUUACGACUCUUUGUUCAAUCAAGUUACUAUAUUAGCUGGCUUAUUACAGGAGCCAUUUGUGUCUCUGUCAUACCCAGACGCUUACUUGUAUGGUCUUAUUGGAACAGUCAUUGGCCACGAGCUUCUUCAUGGCUUUAGUGGCACUUUAAUAUUUAUUGACGCUAAUGGUCAUGUCGGAGACUUCUGGGCUAAAAACUUUACCGAAACAUUUCAAAGGAAAUCAAAAUGUUUGAUUGAUCAGUUUGACUCCUACAUCUACAAUGGGCACAAUCUGAAAGGCAAAUUAAGUUUAGGCGAAACUACCUCAGACAAUAGUGGCAUGAAGUAUUCCUUUAAAGCUUAUAAAAAUGCCAUCAAAUCAAAUCACUCUUUACCUUACUUGAAUCUCACUGAUGAGCAGCUGUUUUUUGUCGGCUGGAGUCAGUUCUGGUGUGGUCACUACGAUUUUGAAAAGGUGAAAAAUAUAUUUAUAGAAAACAGUGUUCAUCCAAUUUCUCAGUUCAGGGUGUAUUCUACGAUGUCAAACAGUGAAGAUUUCAGCAAAACCUUUCAGUGUUCCGAAAAUGCUACUUUAAACCCAGACAAUAAAUGCAGUGUGUGGUGAAGACGCGAAACAUUUCCUGCCUGGGAACACGAUAGAUGCUUUGUUAAAGAGUUCAUGUCUGUGUUUUAAACCGAAAUAUAUGAGUUUAU